AUGGCGAGGCAACCCGGUCUGGUCAAGAGGCUAUGGUGGAGUUGGAAGAUGCUGCCGCUGCCCUGGCGGCGCCGGACGCUGGCCGGAUUCGACCUUGAGGGCAACACGUACUGGGAGUGGAAGAUUGCGAAGCAUGCGCGACGGACCCGCCGCAUAGUCGAGUACCCAGGAGGCGCCUACAAUAGCGACGUCCAUGUGCCUCCGCAGUGGGCGCAAUGGCUGCGCCAGACGCGCGCCGAAGCCCCCACCAUGGAGGAACAGCAAGCCGAAGCCAUGCGCCAGGAGCGCAUCAAACUGCUGGCCGCUCAGGCAGAUGCCCGGUGGGCCGCGAAGCCCUCUGCUGUCGAUGCGCCGGACAAGCAGCAACCCGUGCAGAUGUUGGAAUCGAGAGACCCCAGCACAGGCAUCCGGCAGAUGAACGCCGAUCAGGAGACACGAGAUAAAGCAGAGCCACCGAAGGCAGUGACCGAGGAAGCCAUUCGAGAGGAAGCGCCACAAACAGAUGCGGCUCCUACAUUGAAAACCAGAAUGCCAAUGCAAACAGAGCCCAAAGACUCGCCGUGGAAGAAAGCGGCGGCGAAAGGCAACCCCGGCGACGAGUGGCAGCCUUCAUCUUGGUCGCCAGCCCCCGCAAGAAAAUGA
Messenger RNA from Paraphaeosphaeria sporulosa, 642 nucleotides. RefSeq lists its product as uncharacterized. The coding region runs from base 1 to 642 and encodes 213 amino acids. The transcript is spliced from 3 exons. NCBI's taxonomy places the organism in Eukaryota, Fungi, Ascomycota, Dothideomycetes, Pleosporales, Didymosphaeriaceae. The record is from RefSeq and is a predicted model, not a curated record. Gene Ontology annotation, cellular component: membrane. Gene Ontology annotation, biological process: mitochondrial respiratory chain complex I assembly.